AUGAGCAAGAGAUAUCAAGUGAACGAGCUUUCCACAGCCUGGGAUUCCCAGGCAAACAGGCUGUAUCAGGCAGCGCUUGAGCAGUAUGGCAAAUCCGUUGCUUGUUUCCGAUCGCAGCUGGGGGCGAAUCUGGAGAGCAAUCCACGGUCGCUGGAGAUUGCCCCCGCGUGUUGCGUGCUUCUCGUCAUGUUCGAGUUCAUGCAAGGCAACGCGGAUGGCCUGCUCUUACAUCUUAGGAACGCUACUAAACUUGCAGCUAGUGUUAGCACAAGUCCACAGACACAGUCUUUUGUCUAUCUGCUGACGCUGAUAGACAUGGUCGCGGCGACGUGGCUCAACCUGGACCGGUCCUAUUCCGACGCUUCACUACACCUCCCAAAGCUAGACACAAGUCAGAUGCCUUUACCUUGUCCUUCUAACCUGGAGACACUUUGCUACGACCUUACCAACAUAAAGAAUGAUGUUAUGACAUGGCGUCAUGCCGUGGCAUCCGCACACAGAGAUACAACCGUCGACUUGGACAGCUUCACAACAGUCAGAUCGCAGAACAUCCAGUCUCGGCUGGAUGCUUGGUACCAGGAAUUUAUCACUGUUCCCUCGAAUGAGGAAGACAUCGCCACGCCCCGCCGUUCCCUACUCCGAGCAAAUUAUCUUCAUACCAUGCUCGUAGUUGAUGCGGUCCACCACCAGCAAUUGUCAGCACAGCCCAUCCGAGCUGAUUCUGCUAACGGCCAAGACCUGUCGCAGCUCAAAUCCUUCUACGAGAUUAUCGAGCUAGCUGAAGCGGUCCUUGAAGCGGGCUACUGCUUUAGCCGGUACGAUGCCAGCGCUGGAGAAGAGUCGCUUGAGGCCACUGGCCUGCUGCCUCUCUUUUCGUUUCGCCACAGCUUUAUCCAACCGUUAUUCUACGUCGCACAAUAUGCUCCCUCUAUGUUUCUACGCCAAAGAGCUAUCCAACUUCUUCUUGGAAAGCCCUGGCGCGAAGGGGCAUGGGACUCCUUUAUCAUGGGCUCUAUUGCCAAGCGUUCACUAGACGCCUCUAUUCUAGCGUAA
Penicillium riverlandense is the source of this 1053-nucleotide messenger RNA. RefSeq lists its product as uncharacterized. The record is from RefSeq and is a predicted model, not a curated record. The transcript has a single exon. The coding region runs from base 1 to 1053 and encodes 350 amino acids. Lineage: Eukaryota; Fungi; Ascomycota; Eurotiomycetes; Eurotiales; Aspergillaceae.